CUACGCUAUCAUAGCAGAGCAAUAACGAAACGCACUGAACCGUUUCCGAACGCUCUUAAAAAAAAAGAUCUGUCAGCUGUCAGCUCUAAAAACGUCGCGCUCAAAGCAAAAACAAACUGCUGAGUUCGUUUUUAACAUGAUUUCCCACUCGAAUAAAAUGAAAUUAUCUAACCAUAAGAUAUUUCAGGACCUUAGUGAAAGUUUAAAGGAGAAUCCAAGUGGAAAGUUGCGUAAUUUGUUAGAAUUAAGAGAUGAUGUGUUGUACGUUUGGAAUUCAAUUGAGAACUGUUUAGCGAGCUUAAAUUUGAAGCAUUUGGAGGAACACGAUGAAGAAACCCCUUAUCAGAAACUAUGCCUCCUCUCACCGCCGCAGUACACAGUGGAACGCAUCACCACCAGCAGCUGUGGCAGUCGCGUCUGCAUCUGGGGUUCCCGUGGGGUCACCGUAGUGGAGCUACCCUCACGAUGGGGCCGAGGAGGCCUGUUCGAUGAUGGCAGUCAGACAGUGCUGUGCAAGAGUUUUUCCCUGGACGAACGCUUUCUCUACUCACAAGGGGAAGUCCGUCGUGUGCAGUGGCACUCCAGCUCGCUGUCGCACCUGUGGGUCCUGGUCUCUGACAACACCAUCAGGCUAUACAAUAUCGCCCUGAAAUCCGGUCCGAAACUCGUCAAGAUCUUCACCAUCGGCCCUAAGCCAGCGGGUCUCCUAGCAUCACGACCUCUCCUGGACAGCUUGGGGGACACAGCUGUCGACUUCACUACUACACCUGGAUCUGAUAGUCUUCUGAUUCUGAGGGGAAACGGCGACGUGUAUAUGAUGGAGUGUGACUUGGAAGUUAAAACAUUGCAGCACAAACUAACCGGGCCGCUAGCAAUGUACCCUCCAGCGGACGAUAACUACGGCUCCGAGUCCUGUUCCAUCACAGCUCUCUCUAACAGUAAAGACAUGCCGCCAUUAGUUGUGGUGGCUACCUGUUCUGCUCAACUUUACCACUGUUUUCUCCUACCCAAUGCCACGGAGAAAGAAGACAGCCAUGCCCUGUACGUGGUGGAGGCGGUGGAGCUGAGCAUAGUCCUGAACCCGGACGACAAUGUAGACAUGCAGUACUCUUACCCAGUGCAUCUCUACCCGUGUACGAACAACAGCUACGCCUGCAUGCAUGCCGGGGGCGUCCACACCGUCACCCUUCCCGUGCUCAACCAGCUCAAGGACUACGCCUUAGCUGACGAGGCGGAAAGCGAAACGCAACUGUCGGCCAUCUUGUCUCGCACCAGCGUCGCCCGCCAUCUUGUGUGCACAGCGGGCCCGCGGGCUGCUUUAAGGCCGCCGGUGGGCGUGGCGCUGACGCCGCCGCCGCUGCCGGCGCUGCUCGUGCUCUGUACCGACGCCACGGUGCUGUCGCGGACGUUGGAACCGUAUGACUUGGAGGAUGAGCUGUACAAAGAGCUGCAGCUGCGGAACCCGGCUCUAGAACAAGACGACAUUAACAACAUACUGAAAGAGAGACAAAAGCUUUCAUUCACAGCGAUUAUCCAAGAAAUUUUGGCCAGAGAAGUAUCGCAGCCGAUCCUCAACAUCAACAGCAAGGAAGAACCGAGCCCGAAGGAGAGUCUAGAGUUCCUAACUGCAGCGACUCUAAAGCUCGGCGGCGAGUACAUGUCGCGGCAGCAGAGGGCCGCGGACGCCGUCGCCAGGAAGCUGGCCGCUCUGCGGGCGCUCGGCCGGCAGCACGACGCGUGGUGCCAGGACUUGAAGAGAGACAUCGACGACGUGACCCUCCAGUCGACGGUGUUGAAAGAAAAGGCCCUUCUCGCCGAAAAACACCAGGAUGAUAUUAAAUACAGGUGUUCAGCAGUAAUACGCCAACUACGCGCGGCCGCGCCCGCCACCGCGGCCGAGCGCGAGCUGCUGGCCGAGCUGCGGCGCUACCGGCGCGGCGGGGAGCAGGCCGCCGAGCAGAUACAGCUUCUCAAGAAACACGCCCGCAACAAACAUGAUGAAUUCAACAGAUGGCACGAUGAAUACAAGCGAAAGGACAUCGCGCUCGGCAAAUCUCACAGUGAUACUAUCUCCUCGAUACUGCAGCAACAAACUAGUAAAAUCUCCACGCUGAUUGAAGAAACCAAAUUACUCAAAGAUCAACUCAGUAUAGUUUAAUUUCUAAAUAAAACCGGAAUAAAUUUUCAUUCUUAUGUGAAAUGUGAAUGUUACUUAACUCUUUCAUCUAACUGUGCCAUUUCAUAGAUAUUCUCUGAUUAUUACAUUUAACCCUAAUUAAUUCGAAACUUAUGAAUAUUCCAAAUUUGUGUAGAAUGUAUAAAAUUCUUCGUGGUAAGAGCUACAAGAUGUGUAUUUUUGUACAUUAAUGCGUCAUCAACGAAGAAAAACAAUUAAAAUUGCCCUUUAGGAACAGAAAGUUGAAUUCUCACAAGUUGAAAUCCCAAAAUGUAAUAUACUUUGCCAGAAAGUUGAAUUUUUCAAUUUCGCAAAAUGUAGAAUUCUUAUCAUUUUGAAAUAUUUAAAAGUUCAAUUCCUAUUGCUUCGACUGACACCCUCAACACACGGAACCUAAGCGUAAACGUUGCGUAAGCGUAUCGUAAAAACGUUACGAGUACGAGACGCGUCGAGUUCUGGGCACCAAGCGUCGCGUAAGCGUAAUUGUUUUAUGAGUGAAAACUCAUUAGUUGAAAUCAUGGCGUCGCUGGCGUCAGAUGUCUUCGGCGGAUGUAUCGACGAUCUUACUUUCUCGUCAGAUGAAGAAGAUUUAUUGUUCGAUUAUGUCAGAAGUUUUCUUUUUAACGCGUGUAUCGCUACGCCUGUUGUAAUGACAGAAAUCUCAUACGCUACGCUACGACGACGCUUCGUGUGCGGACUUGUUUGAAGUUGUCCGCGCUCGUAGCGCUCCCGUUUUACGCGCGUAUUACGAUACGCUUACGCGUCUCUUACGCUUACGUCGUGUGCUGAGGGCCUUAGGGUCAGUUGUACCAACCACGUUUAGCGGACUGUACCCCUAGUGUAAAUAUUUUCGACAGCGAAACGUGACGUACGCGUUUGCGUUAAGUGUCAUUUUGUAUGAGAUUUUUGACUUUCCAAAAGGUCCCGCUUGGCGCGCUGUUCAAAAACCCAUACAAAAUGAGACUUAACGCAAACGCGUACGUCACGUUUUGCUAUCGACUAAAUUUACACUAGGGGUACUGAUCAACGUCACUCAGCAGUCAACUAUGAAACUUCUAAUACUAGUAGUAAUAAUAGUAAAAAUUUACCGAACGCUUUAACGUUGACAAACAGUUUUGUGCAACCGAGCCUUACCCGCGUAUGUUUAAACCAAACAUUGAUUGAGUAAGAUGCAUAAAGUCUAAGACGAUUUCUUGCUUCGAAUUUGACAAGUAAACGAGAUGGCGCUGUACAGCUUCAUACAUUUUGCGGUAACUCUGUCAAAACUUAACGUUUUACAGUUUAAUGACCGGUAAAAAUAUAGGGACCGUGCGCGUAGGAGGGUCUGCCAUCUUGUGGCCUGAAUCGGAACCAUAAACAUGCACAUGUACACGUCAAGUGUUUUCUUGUGCAUAGUAGGUUCUGCCAUCUUGUGGGCUACAUCAGAACAAAAAACAUCACAUUUACGCCUCGCGCCAAAAAUCUGACGGCUCCUGUGCUGCCUCCUACAGUUCAUGCACGCUCCCUAUAUCUGUUUUAUAUAUCAAAUUAAGGGGCACGUUUUUUUCUUAGCCUUUACCUCUUUAUUACAAUCAAUUAUCUUCGGUUUAAACCCAAGUCUCAGGUAGAUCUCGCAUGUACGUCAUUCUACUUUUUGUUGUACAUAAUUCUACUAAUAUCUCAAGUCCCCGCUGAAAACCAAGCGCCACGGGUUGUCGCGGCAUUAUGCUGAGUCGGGAUCCCAUUUUAGCGUCCAAUGUUUUUUUUUAUCUCAUCUUCUUUUCCAAAUGUGGCGUUAAAUGUAUUUUACAAGCUUUUAUUUACUUUCACCUGACCGUUGUCUGUUUGUAAUCAAAUCUUGCAAGUUAAAUUUGAUCUACUUCCCGGUUUCCGAUUGAGCUGAAAAUUUGCAUACAUAUGUAAGUCGGGUGACAAUGCAAUAUUAUGGUACCAUCGAGCUGAUCUGAUGAUGGAGACAAGAGGUGGACAUAGGAACUCUGUUUAAUGACAAUCUAAUUGUGUUUGGGGUUUUUAGAAUUUGCUAAAUGAGUAUUAGUUGCCUGUGGAAAGAAAAGUACAGUCAGCGAUAGAAAGCUUGUACCAAAAAUGAAAUUUUUGCCAAAAACUUUUCUUUCUUUCUUUCUAAAUUUUUGACACAUUUUCGUAAAAUGCAUGUUUUGGAAUACUUGGCCAUUACUUUCGUUUUGUGAUGGAGAAACAGGCUUAUUUAGGCUAUCAGUCCCGAUAGCUUUGUUUAAUAAAUAACGACUGUAAAUAUUCUUGAUCCCAGUAACUCAGUGGUCCUUUCUCUUUCCGAUUUGUAUGAAAAUAAACCAUUUAGCACUGCGUUACCAUCUUUUUACAUAAAUCAAUAUUAAUUUAUGAAGCUUGAUCAACAAAUUCCUAUUAUUUGGUUCAGUAUAAUUUGGAAAUUCAAUAUUUAUUCACGAAUUCAAUAUCUAUCAUACUUUUUUCUGGCAAACUAUUAAUGGCCAUUAAAAAGUAGAAUGACCCAUAUGUAACGCCAAUUUCACCAUUUUUUUUUUUUGGUAGUUCCAAACCUGUAUUUCUAUUAUUUAUAAUCUUUUGCUGAACUGUAUUACUCUAAUUAAUUAAGUUUCGAUUUCUACAAAAUUAUUGUAAUUUAGAAUUAAAUUGUAAUCUUACGGAAUUGCAAUUGGCUGUUGAUUUUUGUUUGUAUUGUCAUUGGUGUUUGAAAUUAAUAAAUAAAUGUAAUUAAUGAUCAUUAUUAA
Messenger RNA from Cydia pomonella (codling moth), 4908 nucleotides. It is a transcript of the gene mbo, whose product is annotated as nucleoporin 88. Gene Ontology annotation, molecular function: structural constituent of nuclear pore; protein binding. The record is from RefSeq and is a predicted model, not a curated record. Gene Ontology annotation, biological process: protein import into nucleus; mRNA export from nucleus; ribosomal large subunit export from nucleus. The transcript has 15 exons. Gene Ontology annotation, cellular component: nuclear pore. The coding region runs from base 137 to 2158 and encodes 673 amino acids. NCBI's taxonomy places the organism in Eukaryota, Metazoa, Arthropoda, Insecta, Lepidoptera, Tortricidae.